Messenger RNA from Cynara cardunculus var. scolymus (artichoke), 3678 nucleotides. RefSeq names its product SAC3 family protein A-like. The coding region runs from base 249 to 3395 and encodes 1048 amino acids. The transcript has 14 exons. The record is from RefSeq and is a predicted model, not a curated record. Gene Ontology annotation, cellular component: nucleus. Lineage: Eukaryota; Viridiplantae; Streptophyta; Magnoliopsida; Asterales; Asteraceae.
GCCAGCGUUCGGGAGCCCCAAAUUGGACCCAACGUAGACACCCAGUUGAAUCUCUCACUAAUCCCCCCUUUAUCGUUCGUUGCUUGAUUCUUGAAUCCAACCAGAUUUUGGUUUCUUCAUCAUACUCCUUUUGAAUUUCUUGUUUUUGUGGAUUUUUCAUCCCUCGACUUGACAGAAUCGUCGGCGACGAGUUGUUUUGCAUUCCAAGCUCGCGAUUGACUUUUGGGGAAGAUGCUAAUGAUGAUAAGAUGAAUCAAGGCGUUACUGACACCAUAACCACACUGGACCCGAAUUCACUUGAGCAUCAUGCUGUUGAUUCGAGCCAUGGACAAGCACCAUCAAGUUAUCCCCCAUCUACCAGCUCUGAGUCCGCAUCCUGGACGAUGUACGGAGCUGUUAACGAAGCCACAGGCAGCAAAACUUAUCCCAGUACCAGCUUUAACCAUGAUCAACAUUCAGAACCCCACCCAAGAAACAUUCAAGAUGGAGAGACUGCGGCAUCUGCUGGCACUGUGUCAAGUUCUGGAACAGCUAGUCUAGAGUAUGCCAACUAUGCAGCAUACCCGAACAGUGAUCCAUAUGGAUACGGAAGCACAGGAUAUGCAGGUUACUAUAGUAGCUAUCAGCAGCAGCCAACUCAAUCAUAUCCUCAGCAGCAACCAACUCAAUCAUAUCCUCAGCAGCAGCCAACUCAAUCAUAUCCUCAGCAGCAGCCAACUCAAUCAUAUCCUCAGCAGCAGGCAAAUCAAUCAUAUGCUCAGCAGCAACCUAAUCAAACAUAUGCUCAGCCUGCAGGAGCCUAUCAAAGCACAGGUGCUCCUCAUCAGCCUAUUUCCUCAUUUCAGAAUACAGGUUCCUAUGCUGGACCUGCCAGUUAUUCAACCACUUAUUACAAUCCUGGUGAUUAUCAGACAUCUGGUGGUUACCCAAGUGCGAAUUACAAUAGUCAGACAAACUCGUGGAAUCAAGGAAGCUAUGCAAGUUAUGGUCAUCAAUAUCCAAACUACUCUGCAGAAUCUAACAUGGCUUAUAGUGCUCAAAAUGCUCCUGCAGCACCCCUCCAAUAUCAACCGGAUUAUAAACAACAAUGGACAGACUAUUACAGCCAAACGGAAGUGACCUGUGCUCCUGGGACUGAAAAUUUAUCUUCUACCAGUGCAUCCAAUCUGGUAUCUCCUCUUCCUGCUGUUGCUAGUGGGUAUUCUGCUCUAAGCAGCCAGCAUCUGCCAUCUACUGCUCCAUCCUCUUGGAGGCCAGAACCUGGCUUAUCUGAGCUGUCCUCAGUGCAGCCUAGUGCAGCAAUUAACAAUGUUCAAGAAGGAUACUGGAAGCAUGGGGGUCAAGGUUUGCAAAAUUAUCAUGUUAGUUCCGCGCAAUCGAACUUUCAGAAGCCUUUGGAUUCAAAUCCUAUUCCUGGAAGCUUCCAGGAUCAACGAAAGCCUGAAGUCCCUCAACGACCAAUUGUGCAAUAUUCAGCUUCUCAUCAGGUUGCACAGACUUAUCAAUCAUCUCCGCAAACUGCAAUACCCUUUGAUUCAGGCAGGGUGAGCAAAAUGCAGAUUCCAACAAACCCUAGAAUCUCGUCAAAUUUGCCUGUGAGUUUGCCCAAGAAUGACAAUGCUGCAAUUGGUGGAGUGACCAAGCCAGCUUAUAUCAGUGUCUCACUUCCAAAGACUAAUGAAAAUGCGUCAUCGCAUGUUGCUGCAGAUUCUGCGUUUAAGCCUGGUAUGCUUCCCAAGUCACUGCGUGGAUAUGUGGAAAGGGCUUUGGCUCGUUGCAAGGAUGAUAGACAGAUGGCAGCUUGUCAAGAUGUCCUUAAGGAGGUUAUUACCAAGGCAAGUACUGAUGGUACUCUUUGUACCCUAGACUGGGAUACGGAGCCUCUUUUCCCACUUCCCAAUACCAAUGCGAUUAAUAACGAUACUUUGAAUAAUUCAAUUCCUCCAUCAUCACCGAUGAAGAACAGAAGAAGUCCAAGCAGGCGUACCAAAAGUAGGUGGGAGCCUUUACCAGAGGAGAAACCAGUUGAUAAACAAGCAUCUUUUACUCCCAAUAGUGUAAAAUACAGUGGAGGCAUUCAAAACCACGAAAGGGAUAAGCAGUUUCCAACAGGACAACCGGAGAACAAGGAUAAUAAAUUUAGUCACCUUAAAUUUUAUAUAUCAAAUCAGAAAGAAACAAAUAAAGCGGUUUUUAGGCCUGCUAAGAGGCAACACAUUGGUGACGGUCGGAGUGGAUCCAAUAACGGUGACUCAUCCAGUGAUAGUGAUAAAGAACAAAGCCUGACGGCAUAUUACGCUGGUGCGAUUACACUUGCGGAUUCACCUGAGGAAAGGAAGAGACGUGAAAGUCGUUCAAAGCGUUUUGAAAAGACUCAUGGCAAUCGAGCAGCAUAUAAUCCUACGAGAACCAAAAAUGUUGGAGCUGGAAACUUGUACACUAGAAGGGCAUCUGCGUCUGUGUUGGCAAAUAGUAACAGUUCCAGUGAUGGUGCCAGCAGGGCGGUUGAAGAUAUCGACUGGGAUUCUCUUACUGUCAAAGGAACUUGCCAAGAAAUUGAGAAACGCUACUUACGCCUCACUUCUGCACCCGAUCCUGCCACUGUAAGACCGGAAGAAGUAUUAGAAAAAGCUUUGCUUCUGGUUCAAGAUUCCCAAAAGAACUACCUAUAUAAAUGUGACCAGCUAAAAUCUAUUCGGCAAGAUCUUACAGUACAACGGAUACGCAAUGAGUUGACUGUCAAGGUCUAUGAAACUCAUGCACGAUUAGCAAUAGAAGUUGGAGACUUGUCCGAAAUCAAUCAGUGCCAAUCACAAUUGCAAACGCUCUAUGCCGAAGGAAUCAAGGGGUGCCAUAUGGAAUUUUCUGCAUACAAUUUACUUUGUGUUAUCUUGCACUCUAAUAACAACAGAGAUCUCUUGUCAGCAAUGUCUAGGUUAUCGAUUGAAGCAAGAAAAGAUGCAGCGGUAAAACAUGCUCUUGCAGUCCGUGCAGCCGUCACCUCUGGAAACUAUGUCUCGUUCUUCAGAUUAUACAAGAUUGCUCCUAACCUGAAUACCUGCCUUAUGGAUCUUUAUAUCGAGAAAAUGAGGUAUGCAGCUCUGAAAUGCAUAACUCGUUCAUAUCGUCCCACGCUUCCAGUAUCAUAUGUGGCUCAGGUCCUUGGCUUUCCGUCAGCUGAAGUGUCGGAUGAAAAAGAUACAGGAGGAUUGGAGGAGUGCACGGAGUGGUUGAAGGCUCAUGGUGCAUGCCUUGCCACCGAUAAUACUGGAGAGAUGAUGCUUGAUGCCAAGGCUUCCAUGGCUUCUCUGUUCAUGCCAGAGCCAGACGACGCAGUGGCCCAUGGAGAUGCCAGUCUUGCCGUUAAUGAUUUUUUGACUCGUUCUUUAUCAUAGCCGGCUGAAUAAAGCUGUAAGAAAACUAGGUUUGCUAACACUGGGAUCCCGGAAACUGGCCUGGAAUUUAUACAUGGCGUGGUUUUGAUAGGGGAUCAAACGUGUACCAUCGUGAAGGUCGAUAUAGAAGAAUACGGAUUGGUAAGUUGAUCUAAUAUGUUAUUUCGAUUAGAAUCAGAUGUUGGAUUGGAGGAACAGUCAUUCUUUUUUAUAGAGGCACAAUGUGUAUCGCAGAUUGAUUGUGGAUAAUUUAUUGUGUUACUUUUUAUGAUUUGAUUGCUUA